AUGGCAACCUCAUCAGAUUCGAAAGACAACAAACGGAUCUCUAGCACGACAUAUAUCGACGCCGGCACCAGUCACGUGUGCGAUGGAGGCCCAAUCGAAGAGAUUGACGAAAGCUAUCUGCGCGCCCCCAGCAUAAAUCCAAGGGUCCACGGCAUCAGAGGCGAGGACAUGAUGGAAAGUAACCUCUGUGGAGCAUUUAUGCUCUCCUUCUUCGGUCCCGCCACGUCUGACGCCAUCUCCAACCUUGGCGGCGGUGGUCUCUCGACUCCGUACGUAGCGAACUUGGCGACGUCGCUUGCUUGCCUGUCAGGCUGCCUGCUUCCCGUCUUUGGCGGACGCUUGGUCAACAAGUUCGGCAUCAAGUGGUCCUGCAUGAUCGCCGCCGUGGCGAUGCCUCUGGCUGGCUCGGCUUACUACAUGUCUCUGUACUGGAUCCUGUCAACCUUUUCCACGGAUGUCGGCGGUUUGUUUCGGGCCUUCGAGUCGGGCGGCCAGGCCGUCUCGUACGCCAUCAACUCCACGAGUGGCGGCGACCAUAGGAUUACAUUCUACGUCAACGCCGCUCUGCUGGCCUUGUCUGUUCCCUGCAUGGUGUUUCUGAUUCGGCUGGUGCCUGACGCCCCUGCUAGUACGGAUGUGAAUGCUGGGGAUCUGACAGCCAUUGACGGUGGACUGGACCCGGAUAGAAAGCAAACCAUACCGGCAUUGCGAUUUGCGGUUUUUAGUGCUGUGUUCAUCCUUGGUUAG
Messenger RNA from Colletotrichum navitas, 747 nucleotides. RefSeq lists its product as uncharacterized. The record is from RefSeq and is a predicted model, not a curated record. Lineage: Eukaryota; Fungi; Ascomycota; Sordariomycetes; Glomerellales; Glomerellaceae. The transcript has 3 exons. Bases 1 to 747 code for a protein of 248 amino acids.